AUGGUCAAGGUUGGCUCUUCUCAUGCUGCAGUUGACGUCGGCGUUAGCGAAACCCAUCAAAGAAACUAUGUCUCCGAAGAAGUCUUUGAAAUGAAGGAUAAAAAAGACAUGACGGUGGCUUUUGACGAAGAGGCUCCGGUCAAGACUUUCACAGCCAACUCAUCUGACCAUGAAGGAGAAGAAGUAUACGUGUCGAAAAGACAGGUUAUGAGAGACGUUUUUGCCAAGUACUUAAAAUUCAUUGGCCCAGGUCUAUUAGUUAGUGUUGCUUAUAUUGAUCCUGGUAAUUAUUCCACUGCUGUUGAUGCAGGUGCUUCCAAUCAGUUUUCAUUGCUUUGUAUCAUCUUGUUAUCCAAUUUUAUUGCUAUAUUCUUGCAAUGCCUGUGCAUCAAGUUGGGUUCCGUUACUGGGCUAGAUCUGAGUAGAGCUUGCAGAGAGUACUUACCAAGAUGGCUCAACUGGACACUGUACUUUUUCGCUGAAUGCGCCGUUAUAGCCACUGAUAUAGCAGAAGUCAUUGGUACUGCGAUUGCUUUGAACAUUCUGAUUAAAGUGCCCCUCCCAGCGGGUGUCGCCAUUACUGUCGUGGAUGUGUUUUUAAUAAUGUUCACAUACAAACCAGGUGCAUCUUCGAUCAGAUUUGUUAGAAUAUUUGAAUGUUUUGUUGCAGUAUUGGUUGUUGGAGUGUGCAUUUGUUUCGCCGUGGAAUUGGCCUAUAUUCCAAAGUCUACCUCGGUCAAAAAAGUGUUUAGGGGGUUUGUUCCAUCAUCUCAAAUGUUCGAUCAUAAUGGUAUGUAUACUGCCAUCUCCAUUUUGGGUGCCACUGUCAUGCCACAUUCCUUAUUUUUGGGAUCUGCUUUAGUACAACCAAGACUCUUAGAUUACGAUGUUCAGCACGGUAACUAUACAGUUUCAAGUGACGAUGAUAAUAAAAAGCAAUCAAAAUCUGCUGAAGACGUCAUGGAGGAAAAAUACUUCAACUAUAGACCCACCAAUGCUGCCAUCAAAUAUUGCAUGAAAUACUCAAUGGUUGAAUUAAGUAUAACUCUUUUCACACUGGCCUUGUUUGUCAACUGCUCGAUCUUAGUUGUAGCGGGUUCUACGUUGUACGAUUCAUCAGAAGCAGAUGGCGCAGACUUAUUCACCAUCCACGAUUUAUUAUCAAGAAAUUUGGCACCAGCAGCAGGUACGAUUUUCAUGUUGGCACUAUUGCUAAGUGGUCAGUCUGCAGGUGUGGUUUGUACUAUGGCGGGACAGAUUGUCAGUGAAGGCCAUAUAAACUGGAAAUUACAACCGUGGCAGAGAAGACUAGCCACAAGAUGCAUUUCUAUAGUCCCAUGUUUGAUAAUUUCUAUUUGCAUCGGUAGAGAAGCUUUGUCGAAGGCAUUGAAUGCUUCCCAAGUGGUAUUAUCUAUCGUGUUGCCAUUUUUGGUCGCACCUUUAAUUUUCUUCACCUGUAAGAAAUCUAUAAUGAAAACAGAAAUCACUGUCGACCAUGCCGAAGAAAACAGGAACGCUCAAAAGAACAAUAGUAACAACUGUGAAUCCGAGAGUGGAGUAAAUGCGGAGAAUGGAGUCAUGGAAGGCAAUGUGAGUGAUAUGGAGCUAGAAAAUAGCAAAGAUGUCAAAAUUGUUUAUAUGGCAAACAACUGGCUUAUCACAGUGAUCGCUGUUAUCGUAUGGAUCUUUUUAUCGUUCCUGAACAUUUACGCCAUAGUGCAGUUGGGUAUAUCCCAUGGUGAUGUGAGUUAA
This is a messenger RNA of Saccharomyces eubayanus, 1752 nucleotides long. It is a transcript of the gene SMF1, whose product is annotated as divalent metal ion transporter SMF1. Gene Ontology annotation, molecular function: manganese ion transmembrane transporter activity; cadmium ion transmembrane transporter activity. The record is from RefSeq and is a predicted model, not a curated record. Gene Ontology annotation, biological process: intracellular manganese ion homeostasis; iron ion transport. Gene Ontology annotation, cellular component: plasma membrane. Lineage: Eukaryota; Fungi; Ascomycota; Saccharomycetes; Saccharomycetales; Saccharomycetaceae. The coding region runs from base 1 to 1752 and encodes 583 amino acids. The transcript has a single exon.